This is a messenger RNA of Vigna angularis (adzuki bean), 1585 nucleotides long. Its product is annotated as LOB domain-containing protein 22. The record is from RefSeq and is a predicted model, not a curated record. NCBI's taxonomy places the organism in Eukaryota, Viridiplantae, Streptophyta, Magnoliopsida, Fabales, Fabaceae. Bases 1 to 651 code for a protein of 216 amino acids. The transcript has a single exon.
AUGGAAGGUGGCACGAGUUCCUCAAGGAGCACCAUACAGGCUUGUGCUGCUUGUAAGUUCCAACGCAGGAAGUGCGGACCCAACUGCAUUCUCGCACCUUUCUUUCCUCCUUAUCGCCAAAAACAGUUCCUUAAUGCUCACAAGCUUUUCGGAGUUGGCAAAAUCACCAGCAUGAUCAAGCCUCUUGACCCUGUUAACAGAAACUCAGCCAUCGACGCCAUUAUCUUUGAGUCAGAUAUGAGAGCCAAAGACCCUGUUGGGGGCUGCUUGAGAACCAUUCUAUACUUGCAAUCUGUCAUCGCUUCUGCAGAAUCUGAACUCCAAUUUCUCCUUCAACACCUUGCCUUCUUCAGAGCACAAGCUCUUGAUUCCAUCGCCACACCACAACCACCACCACCACCACCUUCCUCCUCCCACGACCCUUAUCAUCAAGGAAUGUCACUUCAAGAAUCAAAAGAUCCGUCACAACUUCACCCACAAGAACUUGGAAAUGAUCCCUCACAACUUCAACAACAAGAACAACCAAAAGAUUCGUUCUUUAAUUACAGUUCAUUGCAAGAAGAUAUGAACGUGUCGGACAUUGACAGCUUAGUACCUUUCUCUCCGUGGCUAUCGCCGCUGGAUGACAUCAGCCAAUAUCAAGAUCCCUGAUGGCUGCGGGUAUGAUCAGUGCGUUCUUUCUUGGUCUCAAGAAUCCAAUGAUAUGGUUGAUGCAAGUCUAGGUGUUAUGUAUUCGUGUAACUGUUAUUUAUUUUAGAUUCUUCUGAAUCCAUUUCCUCUUACAGGUAUAUUUUUCUUUCUUUCUUUCAACAAGAAACUUUCUUGGGUCAUUCAAAAGUCCUUCCAGUCAUCGAAAUCAAAUUCAAAAGUCCUUCCAAUCACCAUAAUCACUUCUCUGUAUCUGCUUGUGUUCAAAGGCUAUUCAGUUUCUUGAUGUGAAUGAACUAUACUGCAUAACAUGUGUCUUGCAGCCAACAGAAUGUUGCCGCUGCCACCUGCUACACAUGGUGAUUCUAUUAUUAAUCUUUAAAUGUUAAUUAUUACAUACCCUAAUUGUAAUUUGUCAGCAGUCGUUUGGGUUCGUAAUCAGAGAGGAAUCGGAGUCGUUCUGAACCGGAGCCGAUUCAAAUCCGAAGGGGAAUGGUGGGUGAGGUCAUGGCCCCGGUCAAGGAGAAACACUGACCAAUGUUACGAGAAGCUACUGCUGAAUUUGGAGGAAGGGGAAGCGGUCCAUGACACCAGGGCGGCGUGGCGGCGUUAGGGCUGCUGCUGCUAGCGUUGUUUUCAUGGGAGUUAAGGUUGUUUUUGUCGUUGUUAAGGUUAAGGGUGUUGGUGGCGGCGUGUAAAGGUUAGACGAUGAACGGAGACUCGUGAUAAAACGAUGUGGCACUUUAUCACCACUCAUAUUUCUUUAUCAUGUAGUUUUAUUAUUAUGAAAUUAUGUCUCACUUGUUUUGAACUACUGUCUGGUUCAUUCAAAGUUGGAGAAGUAAUGAGCAAAACAACACCAAAACAUCACGGAGUUCAUGCUGUUAUUUCUUUAAACAAUAUAGCUGAGUGAUGAGUUUAUGUGAAGUUAGAGAAG